CCCAAUAGCUAUAUUAUUCUUUACACGUUUUGAGACGCCUGCAUUGUUCGAAGUUUACAGGUAUUUCGUGAGACCCUAGGGACUAAAUUCCUUCACUUUGCAUCCGGGGGCCAGGCAAUUUCGAAGUUUCUACCUCAGUCAGGAUGGCUGAUAUCGGCGUGGAUGAUUUAUCCACCUUGGAGGAGGUAACAGAGGAUACUAUCCUAGAAUGCCUUCACAGCCGCUACACACACCGAGAUCAAAUAUACACUUACAUAGGAGAUGUUCUGGUUGCAGUCAAUCCGUUUAAAGACUUAAAGAUCUAUGGAAAAAAGGAUCACGAAGAGUUUUCCGGCGGUCAACCCCCCUCUACCCGGCCUCAUGUUUUCGGGGUGGGCCAGCACGCCUACCGUCAGCUGAUUGGUCGAGCUAGACCACAGUGCGUCUUUGUGAGCGGAGAGUCGGGGUCUGGAAAGACAGAGACCACAAAACUCCUCGUCAAACACAUCACCUGCCUCAGCAAUGCUGACGUUAAGAUCAUGAGCGAGAAGCUGAAUAAGGUGAACCCUCUCUUGGAGGUAUUUGGAAACGCCGAAACAGUGAUGAACAAAAAUUCAAGCAGAUAUGGCAAAUUUGUAGAGUUGUUCUUUACCAAAGAGGGACACAUCAUUGGAGGAAAAGUUUCAGAUUACCUGUUGGAGAAGUCCCGCGUUGUUCGCCAGGGAGGCAGAGAGCAGAAUUUCCACAUAUUUUACACGGUGUUAGGCGGGAUGCCGCAGGAUCGUCUGCGUUUAUUUGACCUGAAGGCACCUGAGGAUUACAGAAUCAUCAACGGCAACAGAGGAUGUCUGGAGCACAUGAAGAAAUUUCCCAACAUCUACCAGCAAAGAUUUAAAGAACUGGAAGACCAGCUUCGCUGGGAGGGCUUUACACCGGAGGACGUUACCAACAUUUACCAAAUGCUGGCAGCAAUUCUUCACAUAACGAACAUCAAAUUCGUGCCAGUGGACAAAACUGAAGAAAAUUCUGCCGCACAGAUUGAUGAUAUGGAGCCCCUAGACCACGCAUGUCGUCUGCUCUCCACGGAUCCAGAGAGUAUGAAGGCAGCAUUUACUUCCUUUGAGUUUUGGGCUCAAGGAGAAAAAACAACCAGAAAAAGGACCGUACCCUGGGCAAGCGACUGUCGUGACGCUUUGGCGAAAUGGCUGUAUGAAAGACUGUUCGGCUGGGUUGUUAGAAGGGUGAACGAGAACAUGGGCCCUCAAAGUGUAGCCGACACGGACAAAAUACCACACGUGAUUGGCAUUCUGGAUAUUUCUGGGUUUGAAAACCUUCAACAGAACAGUUUCGAGCAACUGUGCAUCAAUGUUGCAAACGAACGCCUUCAUUCUUUUUUCAAUGAAUGCAUUUUCUCUCAAGAGCAAGAGGAUUACGAGAGAGAAGGAAUAGCAUGGAAACACAUCGACUUCCAGAACAAUGAAGCCGUUCUGGAACUUUUCUAUAAGAAACCUAUCAACGUCUUCUCGUUGUUGGAUGAACAGUGUCGCCUUAUACCGGUCGGAUCAGACGUUACCUACGUACGAAACCUAGACGACCAUUUCAAAGAUGACAAACAUUACGUUUCAUCCAAAGCUGAACUUUUAUUUGGCAUUCAGCAUUAUGCCGGCAAGGUUGUGUACGAGGCUCAAGGGUUUGUGGAGAAGAACCGGGACAAUCUUAGCCCAGAUAUUCUUGACUGUAUGAGGGACAGCGACAAUUUACUGAUAAGUGACCUUUUCUCCGCGGAACUGUCCUCCACGGGAACGAUUUCUCGAACGAAGAGCAAAAUUCGCCGAGGAAUGACAACCAAGAGAGACAAAGCAACGCCGAAAAAAGGCACUGGAGCAAACGGAAAGACAAAUCUUCAGAAUUCACUGACCACCUUUUUCAGGAACUCACUUAAAGAAUUGGUUGAUAAGAUGACGAGAUCAGAAACUCAUUUCAUACGCUGUUUGAAACCAAAUGACGACUUGGUUCCCGACGCGUUCAGAGCGGAUAAAGUCCGCCACCAGUUACUCAGCAAUGGGAUUACAGAGGUGGUGCGCAUCAGAAAACAGGGUUUCCCCGUCAGGAUAUCUAUCGAGGAAUUCAACACAAGAUAUCAAGCGUUGUGCAGUAGGCCGAUUUCCGGGAGAGAUUUGUGUCUUCUCAUUCUUGGGAAACUUGGACUUGGCAACCAGUACGCUGUUGGAAAACAAAAGGUAUUCCUGAAGUUGGAAGCAGUUCAAAAGCUGGAUGCAUUGAAGUUGCAGAAACUCCACGCUGCUGUGACAAUACAGCGGUUCACCCGAGGACAUUUGGCCAGAUCGAGAUAUCGACCUCAGAUUCUUAAAAACAUUGAAGAAAAGAGGCGUCAAGCAAUGAAGAUUGCAAGAGAGAAAGAAUUACGUUAUAUGGAGAAACAUACGGAGAAUCCCUCUCAAUUAAUUUCUGCAGAACAAGAGAAUUCUUCAAACACAAGAGAAACUAUCCCAAUGACUGCAAGAUCUCCGUUAAAGACCGGGUCUGCUUCGUAUGACUCAAAUGAAAUAACCCCCAAAGCCCCAAUAACAAAUGCAUCAGAGAGCAAGACUUCUACGUCCAGCAGCAUCUCUGGCACUGGGUCUACUGGAGGGUCGAGUUCUACUUCGUCUAAUCAGCGCCUCAAUGGUGGACGAAAACUAUCUCGUCUCGACACGCAGGAUGAAAUCGCGAUUAUCAGGAUUGAUGAGGAGGAGGACAUGGAAUCCGUUUUUGAGGAUUUUGAUUACGUCGAUGCACGUUGGGACAGAUUCAAUGUGAACGACCAGGAAGAUUGGGGAGAGGGGCAUUGCUAUCAGAACACUCUGAAGGUUUUGAAGAUAUGUUUGUAUCUGGUCCUGUUCCUCUUGGUGAUGAGUUCAGCUUUUGUUGCCAAGAUUUCCCUACUGAUGAUGACAUCUGGCAUGUACUACCUGAGACCCUUCUUACAGGACCCCAGAAAUAAUGGAACCAUGGCUAACUCUGAGGGUUUCCAUGAGAUGAAAGACACCAUCUUCACAUUCCUAAUUCUAUGUAUCACAUUCCCAUACUUCAUCAUUUUUUUGGUUUCUUUCUUCAAAACCAUCUUUGGAAGUCAGCAGUGGCCAUCAUACAAAAUCCUUAUCUUAGUCUUGUUCACUGAAGGUCUACAUACACUGGGGCUUGUCCUGUUGGUAUUCUGUGUUUUGCCAUACCUGAGUCUGUUACAAGCCCUGCUGCUGGUUAAUGCUACAGGUCUCAUUCCUGCAUUCUUCAAGUUGAUUAGUCCUUUAAGGAACAACCAAGAAAAAGGAAUCCGAUGCACCUUGAUCAAAGUAUUUGACUUUCUGGCAUGCCUUGCACAACUUUCUGCACCAGUUGUGUUGGUCCUCAUGAAAGUCUUUGACAUAGAUUUUUCUGAGACAGCACUUGUCAAUUUUGUUUGGCAGGCUCCUCUUGGAUUGAUCCUGACAUCUGUGCCUCUAUGGGAGAACUACACUGGCAGUAGAUUUUUCGACACAAGAAUAGCAUUGCAUGCUGGUAGGCAGAAGCUGACCUGUGUGACCAGCUUGUUCAAAUUCGGUUGCACAUUCUUGUUUGCCUACUACUUGAAUGUCAUUAAUGGCAAUGAGUUGAACUUCGAUAUUGAUGCAUUCACACUCUUGAUUCAGGGGACCAACCCCAAUUCAACCAACAUCACCCACACCAGUGAUGCAAAUAUAUCUGUUGACCAGGUUUUCAUCCAGUUGUCUCCAUUUCUGGCACAAGUGCUUGGUGUGCUGAUCUGUGUGUUUUUAACACACCAGGCCUGCAAGCUGUGCAUGCAGCUCAUUGCCUUCUCUCUUCCAAUGCUCCUGCUCUCUCCCAUUGCAGUUACAAUUCUUCUGGUUAAUGAAACUUACAACUUCCUGCCUACUUCCCUAUCUGCACCUGAUGGUGCAGACAACCAUGUGGUAUAUGUGUUUGACUUCCAUCACGGACAGAAGGAUUCUGUGUCGUUUUCAUUGACCAUUAUUUUGGGAGCAAUCUGGUGGUUCUCCAUGAUGUGGAUAUCCAGACACAUCUGGUUUCCUCAGUCCAAUAGAUUUGCCAGGAAUGAAGACCUUUUUGUCUCCUCAUUCUACUGUGGUGCCCUCAUUGACAUAUGGAACAUGUGUAAUCGGAGAAGCAAUGACAAGGAGAAGUACCUUAAAUGGAAGGCAGAAGACUUUGAAAAGUACUUCAAAAAAGAAGUGCCGAGUGGAGAUUACCUCUUGGCAUCAAUGACCUCAUCUGAGCUGAAAAGUAUGAAAGGAGAGGAUUCUACUGACAGUGCAGUCCCAAUGAUUUAUGCCUGUGCUACAAUGUGGCACGAAACAAGAGUAGAGAUGACACAACUGAUGAAGUCCAUUCUAAAAAUGGACGAGGACCAAAAUGUGAGGAGAUUACAAAGAGAACAUUUCAAGAUAAAAGAUCCAGAUUACUAUGAAUUGGAAACUCAUAUUUUAUUUGAUGAUGCAAUGGGGAAGAAUGCAGAAAACCAGUGGGUGCCGAACAGCUUUGUGCAACAGUUUGUGGAAGUGAUGGAUGAAGUUUUGAGUGAUGUGGUAUGCACGGCAGAUGGCAAAGCUUUCAAACCACCCACCAAAUGGACCACUCCAUACGGAGGUCGCCUUGAGUGGACUCUCCCUGGAGGAACUAAACUGAUCACACACCUUAAAAACAAAAAUAAAAUUAGGCAUCGCAAGAGAUGGUCACAGGUGAUGUACAUGUACUACCUUUUGGGCUUUAAGACCCUUCAGGACAAUUCAAUGGGAAAUUCCCACGAAAUUGCUGACAAUACAUUCCUCCUGGCCUUAGAUGGAGAUGUGGACUUCAAACCAGAUGCAGUAAGUAUGUUGGUGGAUAAGAUGAAGAAAAACCCCUUGGUUGGUGCAGUGUGUGGACGCAUUCACCCUAUUGGAACCGGUCCUAUGGUGUGGUAUCAAAUGUUUGAGUAUGCCAUUGGCCACUGGCUUCAGAAAGCUACAGAGCACGUGUUGGGCUGUGUACUGUGCAGUCCUGGAUGCUUCAGUUUGUUCAGGGGAUCUGCACUAAUGGAUGACAAUGUCAUGAAGCGAUAUACUCAGAAGCCAGAGCAAGCAUCGCAUUACGUCCAGUAUGACCAAGGAGAGGAUCGCUGGUUGUGUACCUUACUGCUACAGAGAGGCUACCGUGUAGAUUACGUGGCUGCUUCAGAUGCUCUGACUUAUGCUCCUGAAACUUUCAAUGAAUUCUUCAAUCAAAGAAGGCGCUGGCUUCCAUCCACAAUGGCAAAUAUCUUGGAUCUAUUGAAAGACUACAAAAAUACUGUUCGCCGGAAUAACAACAUCAGUUAUCUCUACAUUGCAUAUCAGUUCAUCCUGAUGGUGACAACAGUUCUGGGACCUGCAACAGUGGCAUUGAUGAUUGCAAGCUCUAUCCGUUCCUUGUUCCCAUUUCUCGAUGUUUAUUUGUCAAACCUGAUAGCAUCUGGACCCUUGAUCAUUUUCUUCAUCAUCUGCUUUGUUGCCAAACCUCCCACCCAGUUAUUUGUGGCAGGGAUCCUUAGUGCACUCUAUGCUCUUCUCAUGAUGGCAGUCAUAGUAGGGACAGUGGUGACAGCUGUGACAGAUGGGUUCUUUAAUCCUUCUGUGGUCUUUUUGAUUGGUCUCAGUGGGGUUUACUUGGUUUCUGGACUGAUCCAUCCCAAGGAAUUUUUCUGUCUUAUUCACGGGGUUCUCUACUUUCUCUGCAUUCCAUCAGGUUAUUUGAUCCUGGUCAUUUACUCCUUAUGUAAUCUUAAUGUGGUCAGCUGGGGUACCAGGGAAGGUCCUGCCAAACAAGCUUCAGCACAAAAGGAAAGUCCAAAGUCCAAGGGACUUCUAUCCCUUUUUAAAAGUGGUGGGUUACAAGAGCUGAAAGAGUUGUUUGGAGGGAAAAACAGUGAUGCCCAACAAAGGAUUAUCAAACUGCUUGAAAACUUGGAUGAAAAGGUAAAAUAUUUAAUUGCCAAAGACAAAAAACCCAAGAAUGAUGUUGAAUUGGGAGACUAUGACACACCUGAGAAUAUGAACACAGACACAAUACCUGAAAAAGUGUUUGAAAAGCCCGAGUUAAAACCAAGCCAACCAGAACCUCAGGAGUCUAAACAAGAAGAUGGUGAUUUUUGGGCAAAGCAACCAUGGCUAGGGUCAGGAAAAGAAAAACAAAUAACAAACCAGGAAAACACCUUUUGGAAAAACUUCAUUGAGAAGUAUCUCUAUCCUCUUGAAAAUGACCCAGAAGAACAGAAGAGAAUUGCAGCUGAACUGAAAUCAUUAAGAAAUGAUGUGAACUUCGCUUUUUGGAUGAUCAACGCCAUUUGGAUGGUAUUGAACAUGGCUCUGCAAGAUCAACGUACAAAGCAGCUGCUGAGCUUCAGAUUGGGCGCUGACACAACUGGCAACAAUAUCAAUGUAGAAAUUGUCAGUUUUGUUUUCUUGAUCACAUUUGCAGUUAUUCUGUUGUUCCAAGUAUUUGGAAUGUUUGUCCACCGCUGGGGUACCUUUGUGCAUCUUAUGUCCUUCACAUCCCUUUCUUUGAAAUCAUUUCGUAGGAUGGACAUAGAGGACAUCGAUAAGAGUGAAUUUGAUGAAGAGGACUUGCCUCAGGUUUUAAGCUUCACAAGACAGUUGGUAAGAGAGCAGCUGUUGGAAGAACCAGAGCCAGACUACGACUGGAGCGAUGAAGAUGAUGACAGCACGUACUGUACAAGGGGCCAUGCUUUUCACAAUACAUAUGAAGAUUUACCAGAGGAAUCCAUUUAUGAAGAAAUUCCUAAAGGUCCAGAUCUGCUACGUUCCUUGAAGAGGGGCAUGACAGAACGCAGAAACAGAGGUCAGACGGAAAAAAGGGACGUUCGUAGACGUCGUCUCCCAAGACGUGACUGGGAUGAAGUUGGUCAGCAGCAAACUAGCUUUAAACACAGGGUUGUUCCACAGUUGAGGUUCCUGGACAAUGUGAAGAAUAUGAUGCCUCCCCAGAUUCCACAGAGAGGAAUCAGUCGUAACCGCCCAACAAGAUACCAAUCAAGAUCUAAUGGCCAACGUUUUGGAAAUAAAAGGGAUAUCUUUGGUCGAGCAUUUGAAAGAGGGCUAUCCAAGUACAUUCGAUAUUCUCAGAAGAAGGCGAGACGUAGCGUCCCUCGCAAUGGUAGGAUUACUGAAAACCAUACAUCUACCAAUGAAACACGCUAUAUGGUCAAUAGUCAUGACGACUUCACUUACUUGUAAAUGAAUGAACAUGUUUCAAUCUGAUGAUAAUCAGGAAGAAUUUGUAAAGGAAGAGAUUGAACAGUUAUUGCUAUUCAAGAUAAAUUAGUUACAAAAAAUUGUUACAUGGUAUAUGAACAUAUUCAUUUAUUAAUCAUGCGUAUAUUACGGAGUAAACAAAUUCAAUUAGUUUAUACGGUAAUGACUUGAUCUUUUCUCUGGGAAAAAUUAUCUAACUUUCAGAUACAUGAAUUUGGAAUCAUUGAAAAUAUGUUUUUAGUAGCAUUUGUUGUGCUUUUACUUAUAGAAUGGAACUACAGAGUAGCCUGCCAUUUAAUUUUGUUGCAACCUCUAAAUAGGAAUGUUGUGUUUUAAGAAUUAUUGACUUAAAAAAUAGUAUCUUUACAAUUCACAAUUUUCCCCAUUGAAAAUAUUGAGUCAUUUCUGCCUGUUAGUUCCAAAAAUAUAUCAUAGCAUUUUACCUUUUUGCAUUUACAUGUCUACACAUGUACUAAAUAGCAUUUACACAGGUACUUUCACCUGCCUUUAUUGAAAAAAACAAAAUUAAACAAAUAUUUUCAUCAUAAUCACCAGAAAAAAGUUAUGGAUGUCACUAUUUAUAUUUAUAUACUGAAAAUAGCAAUAUUAUAAUGAUGUUUUUUUAACACACUGGCAGAUCUACUGUUCUUACCACAGUCAGAGAAAAGAAAUCAACUCUUAAGCUUGUAGGGAACAAAGGGGGGUGUUCAGAAUAAAGUUAUCGUACCAGCAGGAACGAUCUAUCUUUGCAGGGAUUCUCACUAAGGUGCAUUCAAUGUAAUAAGAUUAAUUGUCUGGCAUGCCCCUGCAAGAAGCUAGUUUAUUAAAUGAAAGUUAAUUACCUCCUAGCUUUGAGUUUAUUCUGAAUACUUUCAAAGAAAACUUAAUAAAUUUUCUUUAAUAUUUUAUCUGUUAAAUUUUUCAUAUUAUAUUUUUGAAGCACAUACUAUUUUUAUAUAAAAAUUAAGUUCUUUCUCUAAACUAGUUAUAUCAAAAUAUACAUAUAUACGGUUGGUUUUUUAACCACAAUGCAUUGUUCAUAUUAGUUAAAUAAAGUAAUGUAUAGUUCAACUUAUUACUGUUACCUUGUUUCAAACUUUUAAGUUGUAACCUUUUAUCAAAGAAAGAGAUGUAAAUGAGGAGACCUAACAGUGACACAACUGUACUCUUAACUAAGUGAAACCAACAGUCGCAUUUCAAUC
Molecule: messenger RNA, 8488 nt
Organism: Lingula anatina
Lineage: Eukaryota; Metazoa; Brachiopoda; Lingulata; Lingulida; Lingulidae
Product: chitin synthase chs-2
Biological process (GO): peptidyl-serine phosphorylation; regulation of actin filament length
Cellular component (GO): myosin complex
Molecular function (GO): ATP binding; protein binding; protein serine/threonine kinase activity
Source: RefSeq, a predicted model, not a curated record